AAAUGCUCAGAUCCCCGGUUUCACGCAUGUGCGUUUGGAAUGUAACCCGGAAGUACUCAAUUCAAUGCUUGUCGCGGACUCGGAGGGAAAAACACUAGCAUGCGAUGAAAUAACGUAAUUUACAAAAUAAAACAACUUAAAAAACCCAAACUAUACCAGCUGAAUAAAGGAAGCUCUUCGGGCGAGGGGGAAGGAGCUCCGCUAGUUGUCGCAGGUUUUGGUUUAGCCUGGAGUACCCGAGCUGAAGAUGAGUGGUGCUUCAGAUGCCAACAAAGAGUUUAUGGAGCAGCUGCGGCUGCAGGACCUCUACGGCCAGAGAACUGAGGAUGGUUCUGACCCCUACACCUACACCGACCCAGAGGACGGGACGGUUUACGACUGGGAUCCUGAGAAGAAGGCCUGGUUCCCCAAAAUAACAGAGGACUUCAUCGCAGCCUACCAGGCCAACUAUGGCUUCACUAAGGAAGGAGAACAGGAUGCAAACAACGCUGCAGUGAGCAGCACUGAACCAGCAGCCCCUAAACCAGACAGCAAGCCCUCAGAAAAGCAGAAAGCAGGAGAUGCCACUCAGAACCUGAAUCCAGACGAGCUAGCUAAGCAGAAAGGGGAGAAGAGGAAAGCAGAGCCAGGAUGGUUUGAUAUUGAUGACAACAAAAACACAAACGUGUAUGUGUCGGGUCUGCCCCCCGACAUCAGCGCAGAUGAGUUUGCAGAACUAAUGUCCAAGUGUGGAAUUGUGAUGCGGGAUCCCAUCACUGAGGAGUACAAGGUCAAACUCUACAAGGAUAAAGAAGGAAAUCUGAAGGGAGAUGGCCUCUGCUGCUACCUCAAGAAGGAGUCGGUGGCUUUGGCUAUGCGUCUGAUUGACGAGUCAGAGGUCAGAGGUUACAGACUCCAUGUGGAAGCAGCACAUUUUGAGCUGAAGGGACAGUACGACGCCAGUAAGAAGAAGAAGAAGAACAAAGAUUAUAAGAAGAAGAUGCAGCAGCAACAGAAACAGUUGGACUGGAGGCCAGAGAAGAAAGGAGAAUUGAGAAAGAGGCAUGAAAAAGUUGUCAUCAUCAGAAACAUGUUCCAUCCCAGUGACUUUGAGGAAGAUCCACUGGUGCUGAAUGAGUAUCGCGAUGAUCUGCGGACUGAGUGUGAGAAGUUCGGGGAGGUGAAGAAGGUCAUCCUCUUUGACAGACACCCAGAUGGCGUCGCUUCAAUCGCGUUCAAGGAGCCCGAACAAGCCGAUGCAUGCAUUUUGUCAUUCAAUGGUCGCUGGUUUGGAGGAAGACAGCUGUCUGCCGAGCUUUGGGAUGGAACAACAGACUAUCAGGUGGAAGAGACAACACGAGAGCGAGAGGAGCGACUGAAGGGCUGGUCUACUUUCUUGGAGACAGACGAUCAAGGCCAGAAGAACAACAGCACCACCAAACCUGGAGAGACCGACACUGCCACAGAACCUACAGAGCCCUCCGACACAGCGGAGCCCAAACAGCACGCAGAGAAAGUGGAGCCCAAACAGCAACCGGAGACAGCAGAGCCCAAACAGCAACCGGAGACAGCAGAGCCCAAACAGCACCCGGAGACAGAUCCACAACAGGAGCAGGACCUGGACUCCACAGACAGCAGCCUGGCAGGAAGCGAUGAUGAAGCUUAGUCAUUUAAAUGCACAACUUUGGUCUCUGUGACAGCCAAGUAGGACAAUUGUGUGUGAGUGGACUGCUCCAAAGGUCUGUGUUGAUCAGGGGAGGAGCAUUUUGGACAGUUUGAGCUGUUUUGUUAUGUAGAAUAAUAAAAUAAUGAUUUUUCUCCUGUUA
Molecule: messenger RNA, 1805 nt
Organism: Paralichthys olivaceus (Japanese flounder)
Lineage: Eukaryota; Metazoa; Chordata; Actinopteri; Pleuronectiformes; Paralichthyidae
Gene: htatsf1
Product: HIV-1 Tat specific factor 1
Biological process (GO): mRNA splicing, via spliceosome
Cellular component (GO): U2 snRNP; U2-type spliceosomal complex
Molecular function (GO): RNA binding
Source: RefSeq, a predicted model, not a curated record